CUCUAUCAUCAGCUCCUCCCUCCUUCUUCCUGCCGUUCACCUGACUUUCUUUUCCUGAAACGGCCGAAGUCCUCUGACUCUUGUUCUGAAUAUUUUGUUAAAAAACACACUGAACUAAAUGGCUCAAGACUAUAUGAAACAAGGUGGUAACAUGUCUUCAUCGUUGCUGUUUCUGAUAAUAAUACUGAAAGUCUUCAGUGGACAGAUCCUCACAUGUCAUCCAGCAGAGUACCUAACAGCGGGAGGAUGCUGUCCUAUGUGUCUUGCUGGAAGUCGAGUUAAAACAGAUUGUACAGAGUUCAGAAGCACAUCCUGUCUGCCCUGCAUUAAUGGAACCUACAUGAAUCAUCCCACUGGACUUAAACAGUGUUUCACCUGUGCAAACUGUGAUGCAGGUUCUGGUCUGCAGAUAAAGACAUCAUGUACAUCAACAUCAAAUACAGUUUGUCAACCACUGGAGGGAUUCUACUGUAUGGACUCCACAGAGGACGGCUGUGUGAAAGCACUGAAACACACAAGCUGUCAACCAGGACAAUACAUCAGACAAAAAGGAACCAGCAGCACUGAUACAGUGUGUUAUAACUGUCAGCCGGGCUAUUUUUCACAGGAUGGUGUGAACUGCACAGCUUGGACAAUUUGCUCAGAAACUGAAGUGAUGUUCAAAGAAGGAAACCAGACAAAUGAUGUCGUCUGCAGAAGUGCAUCAAGAAAUCAUUACUCUUUAUUUUCACCAUUGUUGAUGGUUUUCUCACUAACACUUGCCUGGCUUGUGAGCAGAGUUGAUGGAGAAAUUCUUGUACCCUUGUCAGUUUUGAUGAAGAAUAAAGAUGAAGAAACUCCACAGGCUCCAGUUGAUGCUCUCAGAUGACCUCAGAUUUGAUUACUGACUAUUAAAAUGUACUUACACACUUACUUAUACCUGCAACUGACAUUACGACUAUUAUAAUGAUGGGAUAUUACUGUUACUUCCAUUUAGGCUACUGUUGUUUUUAUUAAAAUGUCAUUACAUUGUUCCAGAUAUUAUCACUUUAUUGUGAGGCUUUUUUUUUUUUUUUUUUUUUUUAACAUUUUCUAGUACUAUGAUUGGUUGCUCCUGAUUUUAUUUUUAUAGCCUGACAUCAGGUUUGUCUUCUUGCCUCUAGAAAGCAUUUUGUGCAUCUUGCUUGAAAUUAUUAAUUUUUUUCUUAUAUCUG
This is a messenger RNA of Thunnus maccoyii (southern bluefin tuna), 1193 nucleotides long. RefSeq names its product tumor necrosis factor receptor superfamily member 14-like. NCBI's taxonomy places the organism in Eukaryota, Metazoa, Chordata, Actinopteri, Scombriformes, Scombridae. The transcript has 7 exons. Bases 119 to 868 code for a protein of 249 amino acids. The record is from RefSeq and is a predicted model, not a curated record. Gene Ontology annotation, cellular component: external side of plasma membrane; membrane. Gene Ontology annotation, molecular function: protein binding; transmembrane signaling receptor activity. Gene Ontology annotation, biological process: defense response to Gram-positive bacterium; positive regulation of T cell migration; positive regulation of cytokine production involved in immune response.